AGGCAGUGUGCAUUGUGAUCGGCUGCGGGAAGCGCUGGGUUCUAACCCCAUCGCCGGACACUCACCGGUAAAACGGCUGCAAGCGAUGUCCGACCAGGCACCCUGUUAUGAAAAGGGCAUCAACUGCUUGGAGGAAACUCUCGCCGUAGGUUAAUAGCUAUUAGCUUUCCUGGAGGAAUGCUGUGGGUACGCACAUAUUGCGUUUCAGUCAUCAGCUGAGUACCUGACACACAGCGUUGGAGCAAGGAAGUGCCGGCAGGGAUGACGGCGAUUAUUUGACGGUUAAAUGACGCUCUAAUGGGAGUAGCAUAAUCAAGGCCGUACACGUGGUUUCAUUGCGCGGUCUUCCCGUACAUUUCUACACAUUCCUCUAAGUUUUUAAGACUUGUGUUUCUCUACCGACACCGCCCACGGCACGCUGCGGUUCAGCUCGUGUGGAGAGAGAGAGAGAGAGAGUAAAACAUAUUUAUUAAUAAUAUUCGAAUGGCGAGAGCAGUGUGGGAGGAACCCUCAGUCCAGGGUCCCUAAGAUGAUUCCGGCGAUGUUUCGAGCCCGUUGUAUCCCAGCUCGGAGGACCUCGGGAGGUCCGUCGCGGAGGGCAUCGUCCCACAGCUGUAUGCGUAUUGUGCACGACGCGCGUGGCGAGAUGCGUGACGCUAUAGUGUGCAGACUUUUGCUUUAUCAGGUGCUGUCUGGAGAACUGCGACAUAUUCGACCACUUAAAGUGAAGUUUUAGAAUCUUCGGGCGCUAAAAUAGGUCUUUCUUUUUUUUUUCGCAGGAACGUCCAGUGACAUUGGCGCAGUGGUCGCCCUUUAUCGGACAAUUUCUGCAUUUCACGCAUACUCGAAUAGCUGAAUGAACAAGUAUAUGUACGGAAUUCGUCGUAAAAUCAAGAACACCGAAACGAUAAAGAAAACAAAUAAACUAAGAUGGGACCUCACGUACACACGCAGCCUUGGCAAUCGACUGAAUCAGCAGUAAAAGAAAAAGAUAAACAUCUGCUACUUGUGAUUUUUGUAAUUCCCCCCAUUUUUUAAACAUUUGUCCAGUUGAUAAUCAGUGUUCGUUUUGCGCACGUCUGUGUCCCUUUUUUGUGUGUAUGUGCUUUCCUCGGUGCUUUUAUUUUUAGACCCGAGCCAAAGCUUUCUACUAUGUUUUUACACCAUAUAUGAAAUGAUAGCUCGCAGAUAGCUAAACCCAGUGUGCAGGCAGCUAGUAUAAAAUUCGUGUCGCAAUCACAUAUGAUUGCGACGCUAUCUCUAAAUAUACUUUGAGCAUGGCGAAUGCCUCGGCAGUCACCCCGUUUUAUCUUUUUCACAGGAAACCCUGUUUCAUAACUGAGAAGAUGUGAAUGAUUACUGUAGUCUAAGCAAUGCUACUACACCAUAGGUGAUUCGCUCUAGUGUCAGCUGAGUAAGAACAAAGUUCUGCACAAUUUCUUUUGUUAUUGCGACUGUAUAUUUGUGACAGAAAUAAUGAUUCUCCCUAAUGCGAAAUUUGAGCGCAGCUCGAUAGGUGUUUUCGUUUCGCGGUAUAUUGGCUGGCGCGGACAAUCUGUCUCGUGCGGCACGUUGCAAAUGGAGCGGCGCGACUGCCUUGCUAAUCUGGAGAUACGAGAGCCAGCGCGCGGGUGACGCGUGGGCGCGAUUCACAGCAGCCGGACGGCGUGCCCUACUCUGGCGCCAUCUCGUAGUCAUGGUCAUCGAACUACGCUUUUCUUCUCCCGCUUUAGCCAUACCCUCUUCCGCUUUCCGCCUCACGGUUCCGCUGCGCACGCCUCUCCGCUUUCAUCCUCGCCUCUUUCAUCCGCCCCGCUGCGCUCCGCGUUCGCUUUCAUGUUUCGCUGUGCUCGUUCGUUCGGUUACGCCGAGGGACGACGCCGACACUCACCGCCAGAAACAGGCGCCUAAGAGCUGCGCCUUAAAACUAACAAAUUGAAAACAAUGAUGAAAAAUCGGAGCAUACUUUCGGGAUAGUCCUCGUAAUUUGAGAUUCAAGUGGGCGAAAGCAGCGAUGUACACGGACAUACGGACAUUAUAUAGUAAAGUAAGAGCUUGGCGAUUCAGGACAUUCUGCUUUAUGUCCCAAGGUAACGCUUUUUGGUGUGUGGUUGCAUCGUGGUUGGUAGAGCCUCAUUGGUCCUCCGCAGAUGUAACGUUGGAAGCAUUGCUUUUAAUGCUUGGGGUAAGAUGGCUGAUUUAUGAAGGCAACAAUGCCCAUUCGUGGGCUGUACUUGCUAUCUUUAAGGCAGCAGUUACUUUAACAAUGCAGACGAACACUACAUAAACCGUCAACGUAACUACCAUAAGACUAAAUACCAGAGAUUAGACUCAACUCAGACUGAAUGAACUAAACUUCGCAUCAUAUGGUUGUAUUAUGCGUGGAGAUAUGCCAGUGGGCCUUCUCGGGAAUGUAUCGCAGCGGAAAUGUGCACCGAAUGUUCUCAGGUGUAACAAUCAAAGCGUGCCAUAGUCCGGCCAAGUCCGGACGCGCACUUCGAUCGACGACGUCCGCAACCGGAUACAAAGGAAGCUCGACGGAUCGGUGGCCUGACGUAUGUACGUGUUCAUCGUCCGCAGACCGACGCAUACUUCGCUGCUCAAGACACGGCGUGGACACGGUCGUGGUACGAGCUUUUCAUCUCUCAAUCAAUAAUAUCCGUCCAAAAUUGACUCGACUUAUGGUGUUGCAACCUCCAUUUCCUGCUAAGCGGCAUGCACCGGUUGAAACAGCAUGGCGGCGCGGCGAGUACCGACGAGUACUUCUCCCGAACUUCGAGCUCGAGCGAAGACGACGACGACGUCACGCUUGACGGGGCGCCAUUCGAGUCCCCGCUGCCGCGCCUCAGGGACGAAUCCGUGGCCCAGCUGAGGCUCGCCAAGGCCGGCUGCCGAGACACCGGGCGGCAGGGUAGGAACUGCCACACCUACAGCAAGGGGGCCGGCUUCUCACUGGGCAACGAUGGCGACUCGUCGCAUUCGCCAACGACGAAAUCAAGGUCGUGGAGGCACAUCUCGAGGACCGCGGACACGUACGCGCUGUCUCAGCUGCUCGACUGCUCCGACACAGAGGCCCUCUUCACGCUCGUCCUCAUGGGGGUCCACUUCGACGCGCUGCUGGAGAACGCCGCGCUCGACUGCGCAGCGCUCAACACGCUCCUGGCUUUGCUCGCCAAGGCGUGCGCGUGCCGCCAGACUGAACACCUGAGACUGCUGCUGGGAACCGUGGCGGCCAACAACAGGUUCCUGCGGAACGUCGAGCAGCAGCUUGUCUGCAGACGGAGAUUUCCGGCCUUUUGGGACCAGUUCGUGGUACCUCUGGUGACGGUCGUGGAGAAAUCAGUGAAACUGCUUCCACGUGAUGGAACGAAUAACCUCUGUGGCGUCGCUGCUGCUUUACUAGACUUAGUCAACAGCAGCCUGCAGGACACGCAGCCUAUCGACGCGAAUGUUGUGGAGGCGGUAGAAAGUGUUGGCACACACUUGGCCGAGGCGAACAAGCUCGAUUUCCGGCGAGUCGUUGGGAGGACACAUUACGCCUCGUUUCCCGGGGACGGAGACGCUGGAGAGAAGACAACCGUGCUGCCAGCGGACUUCAUUCAAAGCGUGCAACUGGGUGAAACAGUAGAAGUCGACUCUUUUCGUCCAGCCACGACAGCUGAAUACAUAAAGGUCCAGUACAGCCGCCUCAAGCAGCUCUUUCUGCUUCCUUUGGAGAAAGUAUUGACCACGUUGCAGUCGUUCCCGUCCUCGGCUGAAGUCCGCAACCCUGUCAUUUACACAAAAGUGAAGAUUGGUCCUCCCAUAUGCACGUUCAAUGGCGUCGGCAACAAAAUAAACUUCACCAUUGUAGAUAGCAGAGAUUGCGAGUCCAAGCUGCAGCCAGGAUGCAUGAUUUGCAUAAGCAACGACGGCUUUGAAACAGUCUUCUUCGGCACGGUACUCUGGCGAAGUUUCAAAGACAAAGAACGGGGGCACAUGGUUGCGUCCUUUCCCGAUACUAGGAGGCUUGAGGGCGUGGCUUCCGCUCGAGGCUUUGUCAUGACAGAGUGUCCGGAGUUUUAUGAAGACUAUGCUUCUGUUUUUGGUGUGAUGAAACAGUUUGAGAAGACACAGCUGCAGCUCCCUUUCAGAAAAUACGUUGUCGACAGGCGCAGCGAUGCCGCUGCGCCUGGCUACAUGAACAACAACACCGUUUUUGACAUGAAAGCACUGUUCCAAAAGAGUGUAUUUAUACGCCCGCACAAGGACCGAGAUUGGCCGAACAGCGAAGAGACUGAACUGGACCGCUACCAAUACGAUUCCGUUCAGACGGCAGUUUCGAGGGCCGUCACGCUCGUAGAGGGAAUGCCUGGAACAGGCAAAACGUUCGUGACGACGCGGCUUGUAUCUGUAAUGUUGGACAACAUCAAUGUCUCCCAUGGAGGCCCCAUUCUGAUCGUAUCGAAGGACAAGGAAAGCAUCUGCUCGCUAAUGGCGCACUUUGAAGGAGUGCUGGACGAUGUUGAAGUCGUUAGCGAAGACAGCGAUCUUUUUCAAAUGACAAAGAAAGUGCUGUCUGCCGGACCAAACCCUGAAGUAGUCGAGCCGACACCUUUGCGCUUGCUGAGACGACAUGUCGACGAGCUUGAACAACUGAAGUCACGAACUAGGAACCAGCAAGAUCAUCUCAGACGUAUUCCGUCUAGGCUUCUAGGUGAGAGCGAGCUUAAAUCCGUGAUGAGUGACAAGCACUACAAGAGCUUGUUUUUCACUAUGGUCACUGGGGCUGAAGACAAGCUGAGAGACUGGCUGCUUGCUGACAAUGAAGAUGUUGUAGCAAGGUUUUCUUCAGGCCACCGCGGUUCUCUAUCUGAGGAUGAAGUCUGUUACGUUAGUGAUGUGUGGGCGCUUGACAUGGAGAGCAGGUAUCGGCUCUAUGGUUACUGGAGGGACAACUAUUAUGAGAGGAAAUCACGUGAGUGGCUCGAUUUGGUAGGAAGGUUCAAAACACUACUUUUGCUGAAGGAAGAAGUGGAGGAAAAAUUGCAAUUCGAGACUCUUCGCGUACCGAAGAUUGUAGGAGUAACUCUCUGUUCGCUACCUAAAAUAUGGAAGGCACUCAGAGAUAUUAAGCCCCACAUUAUUAUUGUGCUAGAAGCACGUUCAAUACCGGAGCCCUUCAUGUUUCCAGUAAUAACACUUAACCCUCACCAUAUUGUUUUCAUUAGUGAUACACAAAACGUUUUCGAUGUGCAGGAAGAUAUUGGUGCGGCUCAUGACUCGUUAUUUGACCGUCUUGUGAAACAAGGGGUCGCCUGCUGUCAGCUUUUGACGCAGUACCAACUCAACCCAAGCACAGUAAAAAUUUUAGAUGCUUUCAAGACGAAAAAAAUUCUUGAAAGGUACGAGUUCAAGACCGAACUUUCCGACAUACGGGGAGUGUCGUCGAACUUGCGUUUCAUUGACCAUUCCGUGAGCUACGACAGGGACAAUAUUAUCGCGUGUGCUCUCGAAGCGGAAUUUCUGGCGUCGUUGGCGAAGUACUUGCUCCUGCAGGGCUACCGCCCAAGCCAAAUCUCCGUGUACGCACCCACAGCGGAUCAAGUUGAACUCAUCAAAUCGAACUUGUGUGGCCUGGAAGAAGAGCCUCCGGUCACUACAGUGGAGAAAGCCAAAGGCUGCAAGAACACCAUUGUACUCAUGUCAUUCGCGUGUCCCAACACGACGUACGACAUCAACGCCUCCUGCAGGGACCACUACAACGUCAUCGCGUCUUCUACGAUAGGACUGUACUGCAUCGGGAACAUUACGUACUUGUCGGAUAACACCAAAACAUGGAAGCAGGUUGCUCCCGUUCUUUGCGCAGAAGGUCUGGUGGGGCCACUCGAGCUCAAGUGCCAGCUACACCCGGAGAAGACCACAGCCGUGUCGAAGGCAAGGGACUUCGCUGAUGUGCAUGACGGCGGCUGCAGUACACCGUGCAAUGCCUUCCUGCCUUGCGGUCACCCGUGUCCCAAAACAUGCCACCUAACGGACAAAGACCACCAGCAGACCGUGUGCACCAAGCCUUGCAAGAAGCUGCUCUUGUGCGAUCACCCUUGCAAGGCAUUGUGUGGAGAACCUUGUCCAAGUGAGUGCGAGGUCAUGGUGAACGCGCUGAGUCCUUGUGACCACGUCGUUAGGGUCCCCUGCUCGGCCGUGCUCAAUGCGAGCGAGGUGCGCGCCCAAUGCAACGAAGUGUGCGGAAAGAAGAUCAGCAAGGGCGUCCGCUGCGCAAGAAAGUGUCGCGACUGCUUUCUUGAAAGCACUCACCUUAACGACGAUGUCUACUUCGAAGAGGAGCCCUCAAUCUGCACGAGCUGCCGAAUCAUGUGACGGUGUAGAAUUUUUUUUUUUUACUUUCUUUUUGCAUACAGAGCGUGUACAUAGUCUUCUCAGACCCUUCGGAAAGUUCCUGUUUUGUUUUCAUUUUGUAGCUGCGGCCAGUUGAAAAGUACUUUCCCAUGAAAAUAAAAGAACAUAAAACCUGUUA
Molecule: messenger RNA, 6514 nt
Organism: Dermacentor andersoni
Lineage: Eukaryota; Metazoa; Arthropoda; Arachnida; Ixodida; Ixodidae
Product: NFX1-type zinc finger-containing protein 1-like
Biological process (GO): regulatory ncRNA-mediated heterochromatin formation
Cellular component (GO): nuclear RNA-directed RNA polymerase complex
Source: RefSeq, a predicted model, not a curated record